This is a messenger RNA of Fusarium odoratissimum NRRL 54006, 390 nucleotides long. RefSeq lists its product as uncharacterized. Bases 64 to 390 code for a protein of 108 amino acids. The record is from RefSeq and is a predicted model, not a curated record. NCBI's taxonomy places the organism in Eukaryota, Fungi, Ascomycota, Sordariomycetes, Hypocreales, Nectriaceae. The transcript is spliced from 2 exons.
AUAAAGAAACCUCAUGUACCCACUUCGCGGAGGAUACAGACGGAUUGCAAUAAAUGUAUCACGAUGGAUGGCAAACUCGACAGGGCAAAGAAGAGCAUUGACGACGUUAAACGAAAGCUGAAGAGAAUAGAAGAGAGGAAGAUCAGGGAAAGAAAUACGGAAGAAAAGAAGAUCGACAACAGGAAGAAAGUGGGGAGGAAGGAUGAAAAUAGGGAUAGUAAUGAAGCGAACUCUUGGAGUCUUGGGACGGGACUUGGGAGUAUUACCGAGGAGAGUGAAGUUGAGGAUGAGUCUGCAAGUGAUGGAAGUAGCCAAGGCAGUUCACAAAUCUUCAACACUGAAAGAACCGUCAUUGCUAAAACCGCCAAUAGUCAGAGUUCGUACAAGUGA